Molecule: messenger RNA, 1545 nt
Organism: Colletotrichum phormii
Lineage: Eukaryota; Fungi; Ascomycota; Sordariomycetes; Glomerellales; Glomerellaceae
Product: putative ferulic acid Esterase/Feruloyl esterase
Exons: 2
Coding region: 1-1545 (514 amino acids)
Source: RefSeq, a predicted model, not a curated record
AUGUUUGCGCUCAUACUUGCGCUUCUUGCCAGCAUCUCCGUUUCUGGGUGUCAGCUCCAUCCGGUUCAACCUUCUAGGUGUUCUGUAGACAUCAUUGCAGGCAUCUCACCUCCCUACGCUUCCAUCAACUACGUCAAUCAUGUCCCUCAAAAUGGCACCUUCGGCGACGAAGCAGCCGUUGCAAACGCCACCGGGCUUCCAGAGGGCUGUGCUGUUGGCAUCAAAGUCCUCUCAUCCAACACCAGCUCUUUCAGCUUUGCCAUGUUUCUGCCAACGGCAUGGAACUCGCGAUUCAUGGCCACCGGAAACGGUGGCUUCGGGGGUUUCACCAAUUGGUCAGGCACAGACACGGGCCAUAUCUCAGGAUUCGGAGACACGUCUUGGGCUCUUGGAAACCCUGAGGCCAUGAUUGACUGGGGAUACCGCGCCAUGCAUGGCUCAGUGGUCCUCGGUAAAGAAGUUGUCCGAGCCUACUACGGCUCUCCAGCAAAGUUUUCUUACUACGUUGCAUGCUCGACCGGUGGCCGCCAGGGUCUGAAGGAGGUCCAAGAGUUUCCUAAAGACUUUGACGCCGUUGUAGUAAAUGCACCUGCCUGGUGGUCUACCCGUCUGGGUGCAGCGGGUGUUCAAAGAGGGGUCCUCAACUUACCGUCCGAUGAUCCGAAGCACAUCCCUUCAUCCUUACUACAGCCUAUCGUCGAUGAGAUGGUCAAGCAAUGUGACCCACAAGAUGGCAUCGCGGACAACAUCAUAAUGUACCCCUACGCCUGUAAGUUCCGCCUUGAAGCAAUGCUUUGUACGCAGUCAAACAACAACGCAUCCACUUGCCUCGCACCUUCUCAGAUCGGCACCCUCCGCCAUCUCAUCAGCGACUAUGUGGACGUCAUCCAGACCUUCAUCUUCCCCGGCCCUUCUCUGAGUUCCAGCCUUGGAUUUGUCGCCAGCGGAACGGAGAAGCCAUCCGCAAUUGGCCUACAAUACAUUAUCAACAUGGUCAUGAAUGAUAUCAACUGGAACUGGCGCUCCUUCAACUACGAAACUGUGCAGACCAUUGACAGGAUCGAUCCGGGAAACUUAACCGCCGACAACUACGAUCUUGCCCCUUUCAAAGCGCGAGGUGGGAAGCUGAUUCAUCUCCAUGGACUUGCCGACGACACAAUCAGUAGCGGGGCUAGCAUCUACUUCUACGAGGAAGUCUACAAGACCAUGGGAGUGAAACUGGACGACUUUUAUCGCAUGUUCCUUGUCCCUGGCCUUUUUCACUGCACUGGAAGCACAGAAGCUCCUUGGUUUACUGGGAUUCCCACGAUUACCGGGGCGACUCACGGUGUGCCUGGGCACAACGACGCGGACCACAACGGAGUUCUUGCUAUCGUGCGCUGGGUUGAAGAAGGUAUCGCACCAGAGAAGACCAUUGCCACAAAGUACAACAGUGACAAUGAUUUGAAAGAAGUGGCGAGCCAGCGACCCAUUUGCCCUUAUCCUACGAAGGCUCGGUACGUGGCCGGUGAUUUGGAUAUGGCGACCAGCUGGAACUGUACUUGA